Pyricularia grisea is the source of this 5631-nucleotide messenger RNA. RefSeq lists its product as uncharacterized. Bases 1 to 5631 code for a protein of 1876 amino acids. NCBI's taxonomy places the organism in Eukaryota, Fungi, Ascomycota, Sordariomycetes, Magnaporthales, Pyriculariaceae. The record is from RefSeq and is a predicted model, not a curated record. The transcript has a single exon.
AUGGCUGAAUCCAGUAGAGGGCCAUUGGGCCAGACUACCAGCAUCGAGCCAGACGAGACACUUAUCGUCGAUAUGGCCGCGGCUAUGCGCGACUAUGCCAAGCUGCAAGGCUUCGAAUUCGACUCGCAAUCUGACUCCGAUUCGGACCUGGUUUCGCCGGUGUCCGCUUUCACCGAGGAGGACCACGAUGCUGCCCGUGCCGAGUGCCGUGAGCUCGGCCUACAGGGCGAUCCGGCCGAUUAUUAUAUCAAUGAAAUCGCGAUGCCCCGCAAGAAGCUCGCCGUCAGGAAGAAGCGGGUCGCGCAGCGAGAGCGCAGGAUAUCCCGGCACCACCCCAAGGUAGAUAUGGUGGAUUGGUACAAAUACCAGACCGAUUACCUAACAAAAAGACCUUUUGAGCCGGCUAGUCCCGGAGAAGACUUGACCAACGUGCCGCGGGAUCUUGCGGAUCGCCGGAUCGCCAUACGCGAUGAGGAGAAGCGACUUGAUAGGAGGGAGUGGGAGGCCGGCAAGUACGAGUACAUUGUCUUCAACUCCGAAACAGACCCCACCGACUUCCUCCGCCAGCACGACAAGCUCAAGACCGCCAAGGAAAAGCUCGAGGAGAAGCUCUCAAAGGCUUCGGAUGUUCGCGAGGAGGCCCUGGCCGCGGUGAAGGAGCUGCCAGAAGUGCAAAAGCAGUUGGAGCAGGCCCAUGCCGAGGUGAAGUCCCUGGACGAUAUGGUAGACUACGAAAACAGAAGGGCCACACACCUGGAGGAAGAGAUGCAAAAGCUGCAACAGAAAGAUAGAGAGAUGCAAGACACCAUCAAGUUGUACCAAGCGCGCGAGACUGAGCUUCAGGAUGUACUGCGCAACCAAAAGUACGAGCUCGAGCAGGAGAUGGACCUUCUCCGGAGCAAGCUUUAUCCACUCGAGGUGGCGUUGCCAGAGAAGGAGAGGCGCAUCCAAGAGCUGGAGUCUAGGGCCAAGAAAGAUCUGGAAACCAUCAAAGAACUGACAGACUAUGGCGAGAAGACUGGCAAAAGUCUGAAAGAGGCGAAACAGGCGGAAGCGGUGAGCAGGGAACAGGCCGAAUUCUACCACGGGAUUUUCAGCGCCUCAAAUGAAGCUGCAAAUUUCCACGCAGCAGAAGCCGAGGAGGCCAAGGCCGACGCGAAGGGAGCCAACGAAAGAUACGAAAACGCCAAAAUCCAGGUCGAAGAACUUGAUGAACAGUUGGCAGAUGCCCUGCAGAAGUUCCACGAUGCUGAGGAGGAGGUUCGGCAAGUCAAGGCUGAGCUUCAGCAGAAAGAGGAUGAGCUUUCCAGGGUCAGCCAUAAGUUGGAUUUGGUUUAUCGCGAAGAGAGGCGGGCCAGCGUCUCGACGAGUGCACCAGGAUCCGCCCGGGGUUAUGCCAGUUUUCAAGAUGAGCCUGAUUUCUCCGAGCCCAGUAAGAGUCCAACGCUGUCGUCCCUCAGAGCCCGCGUAACCGAACUCGAGGCAGAGGUAGAGUCCAAGCGCUCGGAGGUGGGCGACCACAAGACUAAGCUGGAGGCCAAGGAGGCCGAGGUAAACAAGACAUACAAGGAGCUCAAGGAAAAGGCCACCGAGAUCAGCAACCUUGCCCAGACCGUCAAAGAACUGACGGCGGACAAUGAACAGCUGCGAGCCAGCGCGGAGAAGGGGCGGAGAGAACUCGCGGCAAAAUCUUCCGAGGAUGAAGACAGAUACGCAAGGCUCUACUAUAUACACGAUUCGCUCAAGAAGGACUGCUUUGACGCCUGCCAUAAGAUAUCCGGCUUGACAGAACGCAUGGAGGACAAGGCCGCACUGAUCAAGAAGCAACUGGCCGAUUCUCACUGCGCUCUCCUCGAGGCUGCCAAAGACAGCAGCGACAAGACGAAGGAGCUUGCCAGACUCAGCGCCGAACUGCAAAAGAUCAAGAGUACUCACGCGGGAGCCUAUGAGAGUCUGUCGAGGAACUUCGGCAUCCUGCACUCGCAGUUGAAAGAGAUGAACAAGGAGAAACAGGCCCGCAUCGCCAAGAUUGCCCAACUGAAAGAGGACCUGGCUUCUCGACCCGAUCCCGAUACGUACGUGAGGCUCGCAAGUGUGGAAGAGGACUAUGGGGUUCUGAAGGAUAUUCAUGACAAGAUGAAAGAAGCGCUCAAUACGGCAGCCGAGGAGAAUGCCAUUCUCAAAGCCGAUCGUGAUAGGUUAUCAGUAAACGAGAAGGCUUUAAACGAUGAGAUUGAUAACCUUGAAAACGAGCGCGACAAACUGACAAAGGACCUCGAGGUUUCAACCAAGGACCUUGAAAGACUCCAAGACACACGCGACCAGAUGGCAGGGAACCUCGAGAGUAAAAUCAAUGAGGCUAACAGUCUCAAGGAUGAGCGCGAUCGAGCGGCCGACAACCUCGAGGCUUUAACCAAUGAGCUCAACAGUCUCAAAGAUGCACGCGACAAAAUGGAAAAGGACCUCGAGGUUUCGGACAAAAAAGCUUCUGGCCUUGAGAAUGAGCGCGGCAAGCAGGCAAAGGACCUCGAGGACUUGGUUGAGGAGAUUGCCAGUCUCAAAGACGAACGCGACCGAAUGACCAAAGAGAUUGAAGACCUUCGCGCGGCCAAUGCUAGGCAUGAGUUGUGGAAGGCGGACAACGGCAAUGCCGCCAGGAAACUGUUACUGAAUGGACAAGAGCUCAUCAGGAAUGAAGAGCAGCUUAGCGAGGCCAAGAUGAACAACGCAGCCAAAAACACGGAAAUCAACGAGUUGAAGGCCGAUCUUGACAAGAAGAAAUCAGCCAUGCAAGCAAUCGAGGAGCAGUUGGAAACUGCCAACAAACAAGCCGCCGAAUUAGGUUCCAGCGUUAGAGAUCUCAAGGCUAAGUUGGCAGCUGCCAAGCAUGAAGCGGCUAAAAGCACCUUCACAAUCGCUGGGCUCAAGGAGAGGAUCGCGGAACUCGAGCAGGAGUUGACAGCUUCCCACAACGAUACAGAUGAACUGGAGUCCGAGAUCGCGCAGCUCCGGGAGCAACUGGAGGCUCUGAGGCUCAGCGACUCUGAAAAGGAGGACGAGGCCUCGGCCAUCCAAAAAAAGCUAAAGGACGCCAAGGCUGCUGCAGCUGCAAUGGAAGCAAAGGCUGCGCUGCUCGAGAAGCAGCUGAGUGCUGCCACAAGUCGCGUCACAGAGAUGGAAUCCAAGAUUGAGCAGCUCGAGGAGCAGCUGGAGUCUAUCAAAAGCACCGCCGAGGACGACCUUGAGAAGUCCAAUAAUCGGGCCGCUGAGUUGGAGUCCGAGAUUGUGCAACUUGAGAAGCAGUUGGAAGCUGCCCAAAACAAUGCCGAUGACGACCUUGAGAAAUCAAACAAUCAGGUCGCCGAGUUGGAAUCCAAGAUGGCACAUCUUCAGGAGCAGCUACAGGCCACCAAAGAUGCCGCCAGGGACGAGAAGUCUAAAACCGAAAACGACCUUGCAGAGUCCAAGAACCGCGCCGCUGAGUUGGAUGCUAGAAUUACAAAACUCGAGGAGAAGCUGCAAGCUGUCGAGCAAGAGAAAUCGCGCCUCGAGUAUGAGCUUGCAAAGUCGAACGACCGUGCCGCUGAGCUGGAUUCCGAGACUGCAGGGCUCAAGGAGCAGUUGAAACAGCAAGACGAAAGCAUUCGCGACCAACGCGUCAAAGUGGACGAGGCCACUAAAACCGCGGCAAAGGCCACUGAGGACCUCAACAACCUCGAAAACGAGCGGCUAAACGCCGUGAACCGCCUGGAGGAGACGGACAGAAAAUUGCAACGUGCCAGGAGACUGUGCUUCCAUGGCGAGGAACUGGCCAACUCACUACAAUGCGAUCUCGACAUGGCCGAGAAGAAGCAUGCAGAAGACCUGGCCGAGAAGCAGGCUGAGAUUGAUGGACUGAACGGCAAAAUCGCCGCCCUGGAAAAAGAGCGGAUGGAUCCCGAGUAUGUCGCCAAAUUCGUGAACACCAUGGAAAGCGGCUCCGACAACCUAGAGCAAGCCAAAAACCGGGCAGAGGAAGCGGUUGUCGCCAGAGAUGAACAAAUCAAGGAGUUGGGAGGAGAACUCGAGACCACCAAACAGAUCGCGACUGACAUGGGAUUGCAGCUUUACGAUAUGGAAAACGAAAUCAAAGAUCUGCAAAAGUCACGAGACAAGAGUGAUGCCGCAUACCGCGAGAAGCUUGACCUGAUGACGAAGAUCCGCACUAGGCUUCAGGAACUCCUCAAAAAGGCCAACGACUGUCAAGCCUCGGUUGAACAAAAAGUCGCAAAUCUGAACACCCUCCUCCAAGAAUCUCGAGAUUCUGCCGCCAAAGCAGGGCAAGAGCUCGAUGGGUUGAAGGAUGAGCUGAAAGAGUGCAGCGCGAAACUCUUGGCGGAGGAGGCAAAAAGUGCAAGACAGGCUGGCCAGAUCACGGAACUGGAGAAGGACCGAGCCCAAGAUUGCGAAGUCAACUUGGCCAACGUGCAGCAACUGGAAGCGGAUAUCCGACAGCUCCAAGACGAUGUUGCAAAGCGAGCAGCCAAGGAAAAGCAACUCGAGGACCUGGUGAAAUCCAAGGAGGAAGAGAUCAAGACUCUCGAGGCGGACAAGUCACAGAGCGACGAGCAAUCUCAGCGAAUCUUGGAGCUGCAGAAAUCUCUGGCCGAAAUAACCGAGCAGCAGACCCAAAAUGGCCAAGCGAGUGUGGCCGCUGCGCAGGAACUACAAACCAAAUUGGGAGAAACCAAGGCUAUGAACGACCAACUUGUCAAAGACUUGAUGCAACUUACCGACAAGGCCGCAACUUGGGAUGUGAAAGAAAAGGACUUCAAGGAUCUGAUUCAACUUCAAGUGCAAACCGUCAAGUCCCUCCAGGACCAGCUCAAGCAGACCAUACUGCAGUACCGCGCCAUCGUGACACGCUCAAUGGGAGACGCGGCCGUCAUUCAGAAUCUAAGGAGCGACACAUCCAAGCUUUGGUCGGACUUGGUCGAUGCGACCAGAGAGAACACAAAGCUGCGACAGAAGCUCAAGGAUUUGGGGGGACAACCGAAAGCCGAGGAGGAACUCUGCUAUACUUGUGGUCGUGUUUGCAAGUGUCCCAUCGCUGUAUCAGAGGCUUCGGGCUUCUUUGACCAGUGGUUGCUCGUCUUCAUGGCAAUCUGGGGCUUCCUGGAAAUGAUGCCAGAGAACACCAAGAUGGCACUUCUCUACUUGUUGGGCCUGUUGGGACUCCCGGGUCGGUGCUGGAAAACCUUUGUCAACGGCGCGAAAUCUCGGUACGGAAAACGGUACUCGUCCAAGGGGAAGGCCCGGGCCGCGGGGGCUCCUGGCGAUCAGGACUGGGACUGGCCGACACUGCCGACGGUUCCUCAUGCUGCCAUGGUGUACUGCCUCAUCUUUUGGGGCACGGUCCUCGCUUUCCUCAUCUCUGCCAUGAGUUUCUGGGCCACAUCGGUGGAGAGGCACCUCUGGCUCCAUGCAAAUACCAACACCAGGGCCUACUUCAACUUUGGAAGACGAGAAGGUGCUCCCGGUGCGUGCUUGGUACCUCAGCUGUUGCCGAUCGACUAUCGGUUCGUGUACGAGCCGACCUAUGGUAACUUUUGUGGAUUUGUGGAAAGGCAGACAGGGUACGCUCUUUGUUGA